AUGGGUCGCGAAGAACAGAUAGAAGAGCGCGAAGUGCUCGAGUCCAUUUUCCCCGAGGAGAUCACAGACAUCUCAGAGACAGAAUACAAGGUCACUGUGACGCUGGACAUACCCGACGAGGAAGAAGAAGAUCAGCCCAAGUUUGCCCUCAAUGUCAAAUACCCAGCAGACUAUCCCGAUGUGGCCCCUGACCUCGAGAUUCACACCGUGCCAAAUGCACCCUCGCAUCCAGACUUCAACGUGGGCGAGAACAGGGAGCAAUUGCUAGCCGGAUUGGACGAGACAAUACAGGAGAACCUGGGUAUGGCCAUGAUCUUCACGAUUGUGUCUGCCUUGAAGGAGGCUGCGGAGCAACUUGUCAUUGACAGGAAGGGUGCGGCGGAGGCGGAGAGAGAGGAGGCAGCUCUCGCCGCUGAGCGGGAGGAGAACAAGAAAUUCGAAGGCACCAAAGUCACACCGGAGACCUUCCUCAAAUGGAGAGCUGGUUUUUUGAAGGAGAUGGAAGAGAAGCGCAUUCGGGAAGAGGAGGAAAGGUUGGCCGACUUAAAGAAGGCCAAGGUGAAGGAGCCCACCAAGAUGACGGGACGACAGCUCUGGGAACAGGGUCUGGCGGGCAAGGUGGACGACGGAGACGAAGAGGAGGAAGGUGGUGUGCCGCCUACAGAGCAGAUGCAAAAGGUAAACAUAGAAGCAUAA
Emericellopsis cladophorae is the source of this 696-nucleotide messenger RNA. Its product is annotated as RWD domain-containing protein -like protein. NCBI's taxonomy places the organism in Eukaryota, Fungi, Ascomycota, Sordariomycetes, Hypocreales, Bionectriaceae. Bases 1 to 696 code for a protein of 231 amino acids. Gene Ontology annotation, molecular function: protein binding. The transcript is spliced from 2 exons. The record is from RefSeq and is a predicted model, not a curated record. Gene Ontology annotation, biological process: cytoplasmic translation.